Messenger RNA from Micropterus salmoides (largemouth bass), 8723 nucleotides. RefSeq names its product lysine (K)-specific demethylase 6B, b (gene kdm6bb). Gene Ontology annotation, cellular component: MLL3/4 complex. The transcript has 20 exons. Gene Ontology annotation, molecular function: RNA polymerase II cis-regulatory region sequence-specific DNA binding; histone H3K27me2/H3K27me3 demethylase activity; chromatin DNA binding. Lineage: Eukaryota; Metazoa; Chordata; Actinopteri; Centrarchiformes; Centrarchidae. The coding region runs from base 574 to 5742 and encodes 1722 amino acids. The record is from RefSeq and is a predicted model, not a curated record. Gene Ontology annotation, biological process: regulation of gene expression; heart development.
ACACUGCUGUCACAGUGGACAGAUUAAUGAUGGCAGUCUGAUCAAGUGCAUGUGUAUUUUUUGCACAAAUAUGUAAAUCCAUUAUAACAUUGCAUUCAACGUAAAACAAGUGUCGCACAUUGCAGAUAUUGUGGGGGAACAAGUAUCCGCUCGAGAACUACUCAUGUACAGCUACGUCUCGCACAAAUAUUGUACAUAUACACACACACAAACAGAGAGAGAGGAAGAGGGAAAUAAAGUGCACCCUCCAUGCCUCUGUCUGCUGUGUUUCCCCUCCUCCAGCCGAGUCGACUGCAAAACGUGAGCGAUAAAAACAUUCUCGCCCGCUCAUAGGCUCCUGUCUCGUGAUUGGCAGCUCGCUGACCCGCCUCGCCGGUCUCUGUACAUGGAUCGGUCUGCUACGAGAGCCCGAGCAUCAGAGAGUGGAGUGGAAACAGGAAGAGGAGGAGAGGGGAAGAAAGGAGCCAGAGGAGAGAGGAUCGGGUGAGACAAGGUGGCGAGGAGUGAAAGAGAGGAAAAGGGGAGCAGAGGGACGUGUGGACCGAACAGAACAAAGACCAUAAAGGAGGCUGCAUGUAUCACCCGGUCGAGCUGUACUCUGGCCGUAACACAUGGGGCUCCUAUCCUGCUGGAGGACCUAACAGAGGACAAUGGGCUCCUGUAAAUGGUCGCCCCUGGAGCCACACACAAAGAUGCCAAGAAGGCCGCAAUCAGUCACAUCAUCCCCCAUCAAGUCGUCUAUUUAAUAGGGGGGAGAGAACAGUCAGCCAUGUCCAGGACAAGGGUAUCUCUAAGGGUCACAGGCAGCCUCUACGCCUCUGGGAUGGUAAAGAGCGGCCCUUUGAGGCCCAGAACUGGCAUCACAACUCCGCACGCUCAUUCCACAACCGUGCUGGCACCAACAACGGUUAUCUAACAGGACCAGGAGAGCGCCACGGAAACUGGGACAACAAUGUCAGCAACUCUGUGCAUGGGGGUCCUCGCCUGCAUCGCAACAACAGAGAACUCCAGACCCCACCAGAGAGAUGGGCCCCCUCAGACAGGAGCUUUCCAGGCCGAAUGAUGAACAACAAACCAGGACCCUGGAAACGGCCAACCCCCCACCAGCGGCGAGACCAGCUACACCAGCACAGUCCACUUCCACAGCACCCUUUAUCCCCUAGGAAAGAGUGUCCAGCCAAGAGGAGAAGGGACUCUGGCCCCGACCUGCCAUCUCACCCAGGAUCAAGGCAUUUACCUUUACUUGUCCGUGCCCUGUCACCACCUCGCCAUCACCGCUGCAACCAAGAUGACUGGAAGCCUCCUAAUGACAGGGGGGGUCCUUGCCACCUCUCUGACCACAGGACCUCAACAACACAGCAACAGGAAACCUCUAAACUGCGAGCUGGAGGACAUGGCUUCAGUAACAGUAACCUAGCAGGUCUAAACCAGAGUUCUGGCAGCAGACCUACACAUCAUGGAAGCAGAGGGAAGGCAGACCGGAAAAUCUCGUCUUCACCAGCAGACCACACCCGUGUGCCUUACAGCCACCAAAACCAUAAUUACCACUAUCAACGGCACACAGGCCACCCCAGAGCCCUACAGCACAACACAACGCUACACCCUCAUGAGGAAAAGGACUCACGGAGCCAUCACCACAAACAAAGCACAGAACCUCAGCGCACUCAUCAAAGGGGAAAUUCAAGGGAUCCAGCCCUCUCCAAGUCUUUUGGUGCAGACUCUCCCCCCUAUUCAUCCCUCCUGUGCAUUCCUAAAGAUGGAGGCUCUACUGCCAGCAGUCCACGUACCCCUUCCAGUCCGUCUUCAUACACGGUGGCCAGUGGCAGAAAAGAUCCAUCAAUUAUUCAUCAGUGUAGUCCUAGCCUCAGUGGACAGCAGAACCUCCAGGGAAGCCCUAAUCAUGCCCCGAGAGCUUGCCUGACAUCUGCCACAUCACUUACAUCUCACGCCGGUCCAAAAUCCAGACUUUCAGACGUCAAAAACAGAAAGGCCCUCUGCUCACGACUGUCCCCCCACAGCAGAUCAAGGGCAAAAAAGCCUGAGAUGGAGCUGGAAGAACACAAAAAAACUGAUAAGCUGGUGAAAAAGGAGAGAAAGAGUGAAGAAAGAAAAAGGCGGAAGAAAAAGGAGGAAAAAAGGUUGGCAGAGAGAAAAAAGAAGAGGGAUAAAGCAGCAAAGAAGGAAAGAAAGUUAGGCUUGAAAACUAAAGUCACGGAAGAGGAAAUGUUUACUUCCAUCUCUACUUCCAGCUCUUCAGGAGAGGCCAAAUUGAGCGAAAUGGAGACUACAACUCUUUACCCAGAGACCCAGGGCCAGUCACCACCCAAACGCAAGCACAGGGUGAGGAGUGAACGAGCAGGGAGGACACACAGGCCAUCCACAAAUACUCCUCUUCCCAGCUACACUUCACCACUGCCAUCCUCAAAAUCUGAAAGUCACAGGAGUCCCCCACAACUCCCUGUAAAGGAACAGAAACUAAAACAGUUUCUUUCGAAGAACACCAGCCCUAGCCAGACCAGAACCAGACCAAAAGCAAAGCCUGAUGAUACACUCCCCUCCCUUUUAUGUAAAGCCUUAGCCCCUCUCAGUACAGCAUGUUCUGUUAGCUCAGAGCAGCCCAUCCGUGGUCAUGAAGAUGGGCAGGGAGGGGUUCUCAAUGCCCCAGACCUACAGCCUGUGGCCGUGAUGGGAUGUUUGAGGGAAAUGGGAGACAGUCUUGCGAAUACCCCUCCUGUUCUCAGCUGGCAGGGCUCUCCAGUGUCAUCUCUGGGAGAAGAUGAGGAGGAGCUAGAAAGGGGAGUGAUAAGUAGACCUGUCCUCCAGCCCAGCCCCACACAGUGCAUCUCUCCUCUUCCCGUCAACAGUGAGAGCAUUGAUGAUAUGAAUAAGGAGCUUUGUGAAAGUACACUGGCUGAUUAUUCUCACAAUGGCAUGUCUGAAAUCUUUGAUCCACCUUGUAUAAUUGAACCGGUUUCUGAGGAAGAAAAUGAAGAAGAGGUGGACAGCAGCGGGGAAGCUUCUGGCUCUCUCCUUCAUGAGCUUCGCCACCAUGACACAGGUUUGGAUGAUGUCUUCAAGAGCCUGGCCACCUUUCUCGGAGGCCAGAGGAUGACAUGUCGAGGCGGUCCGUUUGGGGGGCCUCCUGCUGGCACCACUAGAGGAGUGAAGUACUCCUCCUCUCUUGCAUUGGGGCCAGAGAUCCACUGUCAUGAGGAUCAGGAUUUUUCCCCCAGAUCAGAUCCCACUGCAUCCUCCAAACCCGGUAAUCAAUCACCUACCUCAGACACACUUCUGAAACCCCAAAGUCUGGAUGCCCUGGUGCAGGAGAAGCAGGAAGCAAUUGAGAAAGACAUAAAUUCGAAACAAGAGAGUAAGGUCAUGGAGAUCCUCACUGAGAGAGCCGAGUCAUCUCUUUUGGAUGGGUCACUGAGUGCAAAGCUGAGACUGACCACAACACAUACAGCCUCUUUCACCAGCCUCAUUACUGUGUCCACCAAGGAAGAGAGAGGAAAGGGCAAAGAGGCCGAACACACAGACGCAGACAGAAAAAGAAUUCAAAAGACCAAGGAUGGAGGAAGAGAAGGGGAGAUCAAGAUUAAGAUAAAGACGAAAGAAAGCAGUGUCACCUGUCCUAAAAACAAAGCAAAAGAAAUAAGGGAUUUGGAAAAAACGGAUGUUUCAUCCUCAGUGCUCAUCAUGUCCAGAAAUUCACCCACACCUCUCACAGAUAUUACUAAGGGCCAGGGUCCUCAGGAAAAUCCAACCCCACAUGGCAAAGACAUCCAGAGAGAAAAAGCAGACACUGGAGACGCUGAGGUAAAGAUAAUAAUAGAGAAGAAGGAAGAUGUUGGUGCGUUAGAACAUAAGAUAUCCUCAGAAGCCACAAACACAAAUACAGAGACCUCAAGCUCAGUGUCACCUUUAACAGUCAAUAAAUCCAAAUUGUGUGCGUCCACAACAGCAAGUAAGCCUCCCUGCUCAUUAGCUCCGGUUGACCCACUAAAACUGAAAGCGUUGUCCAUGGGUUUGUGUAAGGAGCUAAAGAUCCUCUUAAUUAAAAUGGAGAGUGCUGGAAGACAAACAUUCAACAUUUCAGAGGUGGAGGAGCAAAGAAUCCCGCUUUCCACGAUCUGCAUCAAAAACACAGCCACUGAAGUGAUCAAAGCUUGCAAGGGGACCAGAGUGAAGGGACAAUUCAAGGAGUCGUACCUGCUUCCCGCCUUCUCUGUUAAACCUAAUAUUGCCAUUGCAAUCCCCAUUCCUCGAGAAAAGCUUAACCCUCCUACGCCAAGCAUCUAUUUGGAGAGCAAGAGGGAUGCCUUCUCUCCAGUUCUGCUUCAGUUCUGUACGGAUCCCAAAAACGCUGUGACUGUUAUUAGAGGACUUGCUGGCUCCCUCCGCCUUAAUCUUGGUUUGUUCUCCACUAAAUCCUUGGUGGAGGCCAAUGCGGAGCAUGCAGUGGAAGUGAGGACGCAGGUUCAGCAGCCCGCUGAUGAGAAUUGGGAUCCCAGUGGUUCGGCACAGGCGUGGCCCUGUGAAAGCAGCCGCUCACACACCACCAUCGCCAAAUACGCCCAGUACCAGGCCUCCAGCUUCCAGGAGAGCCUGCAGGAGGAGAAGGAGAGUGAGAAUGAAGAGGAAGAAGAGCGGGCCUCAGAGCCACCAGCCAACACAAAAGCUGUUCUGACAUUAGCCAACAGUAAAGCCAGUUCGUCUCCCAUCUUCAGCAAAGCCCCACCUGCCACCGGCACACCCAGCUCGGAGCAGAAAACUGUUGGAAAGAUCAUUAAAUUUGGGACCAAUAUUGAUCUCUCUGACCCUAAAAGGUGGAAGCCCCAGCUGCAGGAGCUGCUCAAGCUGCCAGCUUUCAUGCGUGUGGAAUCCAGCAACAACAUGCUCAGUCACGUCGGUCACACCAUCCUGGGCAUGAACACUGUCCAGCUCUAUAUGAAGGUGCCAGGCAGCCGCACGCCAGGCCAUCAAGAGAACAACAACUUCUGCUCGGUCAACAUAAAUAUCGGGCCUGGGGACUGUGAGUGGUUUGCUGUCCACGAGCACUACUGGGAGGCCAUUAACAAAUUCUGUGAGAAGCACGGAGUAGACUACCUUACAGGAUCCUGGUGGCCAGUUCUGGAAGACCUCUACAGCUCCAACAUUCCUGUGUACCGCUUUAUUCAAAGGCCCGGAGACCUUGUGUGGAUUAAUGCAGGGACUGUACACUGGGUCCAGGCGGUGGGCUGGUGCAACAACAUCGCCUGGAAUGUGGGACCACUCAACUCCUACCAAUAUCAACUCGCCCUGGAGCGCUUUGAGUGGAAUGAGGUGAAGAAGGUUAAGUCAAUCGUUCCCAUGAUCCACGUUUCCUGGAAUGUGGCUCGCACCAUCAAGAUCAACGACCAGGAUACCUUCAAGAUGAUCAAACACUGCCUGAUGCAGUCCAUGAAGCACAUCCAAAUUCUGCGAGACCAGCUGGUUGCUGCAGGGAAGAAGAUCUGUUACCAGAGUCGUGUGAAGGACGAGCCAGCCUACUACUGCAAUGAGUGCGACGUGGAGGUGUUCGACCUUCUGUUUGUGACCAGUGAGAACAGCAGUAAGAAGUGCUACGUGGUGCACUGUGAGCACUGUGCCCGGGCCAAGAGCCCAUCACUGGCAGGGGUAGUGGUGCUGGAACAGUAUCGGAUAGAGGAGCUGAUGAAGACCUACGACAGUUUCAUGCUGGCUCCAUCACCCUUUUCAAAGUGAGGACUCCUCGCUGGUGUCGUUCAGCCAUAACCAAAACUCUAAUGGCAGCACAAAUGUUGUCUUCAAGGCAAUCUAUUCCUGAAAAACACUCUCUGAAUCAGCCAAUCACGUUUACUCAGUAUUGUUUACAUCACACAAUAAGGUAUGGAUACUCAACCAAUCCAACUAUAGCUCACUGUCUUCCCCAUACCAGCUGCCGAUUGGACGUGUGUUUUGAAAUAGAAUGACUAGACUGGUACUUCUCAUGAAAAGCAUUUCAGAUGUGUACGAAAAAAGGAAAAAAAAAAAAUAAUGUGAGCACUGCUAGCACUGAAAAUCAGGUUAUAUGUUCAACGGACUCAGCUGUGAUUCAAAAGCGUCAAGUAGCCGGUUCUGUGUAUUAAUUCAGGUACUUUUAUGCAAAUUCAGUAGAACUUUUUUACACCAAUCUAGUUAUUCUAUAUGUCCAUGAAUUUGCUGUGAUUCUGUUGUACCAGCAGGGGAAUGGCUUCACAGGAGAAGUAGCUGAUUGUCACAUUUGGCAUUGUAUUGGUUCCUGUUUUUGUUUGGUAUUCAGGUGAACUCUGACACUUGUAAUUCCUGUCUGUAUACUCUUUGAGGUGCUAUUCCAAUCUUAUUUAUUCUCGUUAGAUACUUAAAAAGUUUUACCAGCCUAGAAGUACACCACAUUGGCCUUGCAAACAGUAUUUAGAGGAGAGGUAAUUAGUGGUUUAAACACACACAAAUAAGGUUUUAUGUAAGUGUUAAAAAAAACAAUCAAAAACUUUUAUCAGUUUCUCUAAAAUACGGGUUUACUAGAGGACUAAUAUGGCUUCAUUCUUAGUUGGAAAUCAAGUAUGUAGAUGGAAAAGUUGCUCUUUUGUUUUGCUUGUUUUUUCACAAGUCCAGCUAAAUAGUUGUUGGUGUGGUUUCUUUGAUACACCCAGAAAACAGACAUACUUUGUUUUUUUUAUCUUUGGAAUGGGAUAACAAUCCCAGUUUUAUACCUCUUUGUUGCUAUGUUCUUGUUUCUAGAUGACAGAGAAAAUAAAUUGUAAAUUGUGAAUGAAUUUAUGGGAUACACAGUGGUGUGCAUAGACGUGGUACAGAGAAGGGGAAGUUACCAUUGAUGUUUGUUUCAAUGAAGUGCCCGUUACAGUCUGCAAAAAGUAAUAUGUCCAAAGAGACACACAAUCAUAAUCUUUGUAAUGCAAAAGCCAAUGAGGGCAAGCAGAUGACAGGACUGAAGGGCACCUCUGAGUUUUCAUUUUGCCCCAAACAUUCGUCCUGAUGAGGCUCAUGCACUGCCAGGGGGUUUAGUCUAGUAUUUCCAGUUUUAAUAUGUUGAAGAGCACAUGAAUUGAGACAUGACAAGAAAGGCCCAGUCAUCAUUUUUAAAAAAACAACAUUUACACAGUCCUUCAAUAAAUGGUCUCAUUUUGGUGAGGUUUAGUCCAACCUUUGGCUUUAAAUGUUAUCAUAAUGCAAGGGUAGCAAACCGUAUACAGCUUCAGAGCAGAGCCUGACCGAUACUGGAUUUCUGAGGCCGGUACUGAGAUUGUUAUUUGAGAGUUUAAACAAAUCCAAUAACAAUACAUCGACCAAUAGCAUUUUUUCCCCAAAAAACACACAAAGUAAGCAAUUUUUAUAUGGAUCACUUAUAUUCGCUUUUUAAAAGAAAAGAAUAAUUGACCAAAAUACAUACACUGUAUUUUACAGUGUAACUUGUCAGUGCAUUCUGGUUGACAAGCAUACUGCUUCUAAAUGCAUCAGACUUGUUUGGCAUUUCUAUACUGCAAUUUCUUUUUACUUAUCAGCCAACAUACACACAUACCUGCAAUAAGCUAAUAUUGGACGAUAUAUCGGCCUGGCCAUUAUCAGUCUAGCUCUGCUUCAAAAGCUUUGGUUCCUACUUAAAAUCUGAUUAUCACUUAUCAUCACCUACCAUUUAAAUGGAUGUUCAGCAUCACUGCUCUACAAUCAUUCUGAUUAAAUCCUCACUAAUGACAUUUUUACCCCUGCCCUCAUCAGUCUCUGCACACCAUUUAAUGUACAUAAGGUAUCAAUUUUCAGGUUUACUAGAAGACUUAUGUAGUUUUUCUCAAUCGAAAAUCUAAUUUGUAUAUGGUCAAAUUUGUCCACUUCAGUCACUUGUUUUUGUUGUUGCUGUAUUAUAAUACACCCUAAAAAUAUCCUGUUUUACUCUAGUUAAAAUUACUGCAAUGGGAAUUUCUUCCCACUUUUAUACCUCUUUUUGUUGUCAGUUUCUGGUUUUUGGAUUACAGAGAAAAUGGAAAAUUGUAAAUUGUGACAUUAUUUAUACUGUACAUGGUUGUUUUCCUAUAUAUUUAUUGCAUAUCAAAUGGUACUUCACUUGAUAAGGGGCUACAAGGUAUUUUAAAUGUAGUAUGGUCAUAAUGUGCGGAUAGGGGAAGUGCAAUCAGGGGGUGGUUUAAUUUUCAUGGUGCUAGACCCCUCCUUGCCUCUAUGCCCCCCCCAUUAAACAGCAUAAUGAUGUAUGAACAUGAGUCAGUUGUACAACUCAAACCAACCGGUUGGUGCUUAGAACCAUUUCACCACAAUUACUUGUAACAAGAAUGGAAUGAUGUCUUUGUACUGUAUCUAACAGAUAAGAUCUUUUAAACCUUUUUUGCUCCAUUGUAUGAAAUGCAUAAUCUUGUGAGGCAUUAGUGGUUUUAUGAUGAGCAUUAGAAGUAGUUGUAAUUCUUGACACUUUUGCAGAGACUUUUAGGGAUGUGACAUUUAAUGACGUCAAAGUUUUGUUUUUUUUGUGUGUCUUGUCCUCAUUAUUAGUAUUAUUUGAAGGGUGUAAUAAUGCUCUCUUUCCUCUCGACUUGUUUGAUUUAUGCUGCACUGUUGUUUCAAAAAGAACUUGCAUAGAAGAAACCCUGAGCCAGACCUGUCUUAAAUCCCUCUGUGAUUUUUCUGUGACAUAUUGUAUUGUUGUUCAAGAAAAUAAAAUGUUUUGAUAAAUUAUUCAA